Blastomyces gilchristii SLH14081 is the source of this 483-nucleotide messenger RNA. RefSeq lists its product as uncharacterized. The transcript has a single exon. The record is from RefSeq and is a predicted model, not a curated record. The coding region runs from base 1 to 483 and encodes 160 amino acids. Lineage: Eukaryota; Fungi; Ascomycota; Eurotiomycetes; Onygenales; Ajellomycetaceae.
AUGGAAUACACUCGAUCUGAAAGAGAGAGAGGUAUGGAAGCCCUCGUGGCACAAGACAAGCUCACAAAAUCGACUGAUAUCUGUACAACAAGUAAUCAAAACCACGAAAACGUGUUGGAUGACACAUCAAAGAACGCGUCACACACUGCACCAGACCCUGAGGAGGCAAAUCCGAGACCUCACUGGACUAUGAGACCCUCAACAAGGCUUGAAGACAAUGACUUAGAACCGUCGAAUGCCCUGAAGAAAAAGGCUACAGUCCCUCAGGCUGCAGCAAUGUUGAAAAGUGAACCUGGGUUCAGAUCAACAUUCUUGACAAAGCUAGACAACAUCCACGCAAUGAUAAUGGUGUUGACUCAAAAAGCUGACAACUUGAAAACAACAAGUGGACCCCAGGACUCCACUGGAGAGAAUGAGUUAAACAUGAACAGACUCAAUGAACUUACAAGACUCAUGAUAGAGCUGAGGGAUACAACGACCUGA